UGCCCAACAGAUCUCGCAUUCACUUUUGCUUGUAUGUACUGUAGUACCGUGCAAGUUAUCAAAAUGCAAACGGGCAGGAUAAUUCAGUCACUGCACUCGUUUGUCACCGACUGGUAUCCAAAGGAGGCUCGACUUGCCCCCAGAGCGGGCUAGCGGGAUGGCGGGAAGCGCCACGACCGGAUGUUGAUGGCUUUGCCACUGAGCCGCUACUUGAUAAACCUGCCAAGCAGCUCGAGCGACUGGAACCUAAUGGAGCAGGCUGCACCUAUAACCAGCCUGCCUGCCAAUGUAUCCAUAUAUCUCUGUGUCAGACAGGUCAGGCGCGAGCUGAAGGAUGGGCGGAGGUGGGACCUUCUCAGACCUGGAAACCUGUAUUUGGAUUGGAAGUCAAGUACGGAUGGCAGAGAGCGGAGAGAGCGUGAGUCAGUCUGGUUUGCCGGGGUGGCAAUGAUUUUGUUAUCAUGCUGUUCAAGAGGCCGGGAGGAUGAGAAUGAUGAGUAAUGAUUAGAGCGCAAUGCUUAGC
Molecule: messenger RNA, 523 nt
Organism: Cutaneotrichosporon oleaginosum
Lineage: Eukaryota; Fungi; Basidiomycota; Tremellomycetes; Trichosporonales; Trichosporonaceae
Source: RefSeq, a predicted model, not a curated record